Molecule: messenger RNA, 881 nt
Organism: Dalotia coriaria
Lineage: Eukaryota; Metazoa; Arthropoda; Insecta; Coleoptera; Staphylinidae
Product: glutathione S-transferase 1-like
Exons: 3
Coding region: 126-776 (216 amino acids)
Biological process (GO): glutathione metabolic process
Molecular function (GO): glutathione transferase activity
Source: RefSeq, a predicted model, not a curated record
CUCUCGGCUUACAGUUGAUGCUCAGUUGAGGGUCAGCAGUGUUACCGUGCAGUUGAAGCAUAAUUCAACGUAUUCACAUCAUUAAAAACAUAUUACGCGCGUUGUAUUUUGUGAUUGAUAACAAAAUGGUUGUUGGUAAAUUGUACAUGUUAGACUUAAGCCCACCGGUGAGGGCCGUGUUGUUGGUAGAAAAAGCACUGGGAAUUGAAUUGGAACAUAUUAACGUUGAUUUAAUCAAAGGCGAACAAAAAACAGCCGAAUAUGAAAAGUUAAACCCACAACAUACAAUUCCACUUUAUAUUGAUGGAGAUGGUACUAUUGUUUGGGACAGCCACGCUAUCCUGGCUUACCUUGUCGGGAAAUACGGCAAAAAUGAUUCUUUGUACCCAAAAGACCUUGCAAAACGCGCUGUGGUUGAUCAACGCCUUCAUUUUGACAGUGGUAAUGUCUUCGCUAAUCUGCGUGCUAUUGUUUUUCCAAUGUGGACUGCCGGUGAGAAGGGUCCCAACCAAAAGCAGAUCGAAACCGUGAACAGCCAAUACGACUUUCUCAACAAGUUUCUCGCCGGCAAGCCGUGGAUGGCCGGUAAUUCAGUGACCAUCGCUGACUUCAGCCUCAUUUCGUCGAUUUCAUCUCUCUUGCAUGUGGUACCAAUUGAUUCACAGUAUGCUGACUUGUUGGCUUGGGUAAAACGUUGUGAGCAAUUACCUUAUUACGAAGCCAAUGGUAAAGGCGCUAGGGCUUUCAAAGAAUUUGUUAAACCAUGGCUUCUAUAAUAAUCAUUCAAUUUUCGUAUGUUUUGUGCCACCGUUCUUUAAAACUUUUAUGCACAGUGAGUGCAUUAGGAUAUUUGUAUUGUUGAAGAAAGUGAUAUUCUAAAA